UUGCAGAUUCUGGCCACCUCAACAGCCACGACGGACUGGGAUGGCAUCAAAACCCGCAUGAGAACACAGUUGCGCUCCCUGUCCUAUCCAUCCUUUCCUUUGUCCCAGCAUCAUCGGCGUUAGCAUGUUUGCUCGACCCUAUGUCGGUUCCCUAAUUUUUCGGCCUUCGGCGGCCAGACUCACGAGAUCGCCCCGGAGCCACAAUUUGCAUGCCUUCUCUCCCCUCGAGAUUUCGCGGCGCAAGAACUUCUUCUCUUCCGAUGCUUGUCUUGCUCAGAAACAGUCCAGAAAUGGCGAGAACGCAGAAGAACUUCUUCUCGAGGCUCAGAAACAGCGAAAGAGAAGCCAUCGGACGCCAGCGGCGCAGACUUCGCUCCGGAGAGUCGCAGUUGAGGCGCAAAGAUCAAAAGAUGGGAUCCUAUCAAAAGCUCAGCUUCGGGAGCAGGGGUUAUAUACAACGAAGACUAUAACCGCAUACGCCGUCGCUGAACAAUUCGAUAUCCACCAAGUUCGAGAGAUUCUACAAACGAAGGGCUAUGAACCGGAUCCUUACGAGACGGGUCUCUACCCGCAGGUUGUCCAUGUCCAAGUUCCGUUGGACUCGAUCCGUCGCGUGAGCAACCCGAAGGCGUCUGAUCUACCAGCAGACGAGGUGGGCGACGUGUUUGUCUUUCCUUCUGGUACGGUUGUCGCCUGGUCGCUACCAGAAGGAUUCACCUCCUUCUUGGCAACAAGGACAUUGCUGCCUGCUGCCCGGGGAGCACACGUGGAUGACUUGGAGACGGAGGACCUCGAGUAUGUGGAGGACCCCCAGCGGGAGAACAGCAGCAUCAAGGGCGACACUAUCGUUCUUGGGACCAAACCGAGCUCCGACGGUCCCGCCACCUUCCCCAUAACCCGGCAGUCUGUGGACACGGUCCUGACGAAAGUGGCUUUCUCCUCAGGCUUGGCCCGGAGUACGAAGCUGGCCGUACUGGAAUCACUGCUAUCAAAUUACUUCGAAUCCACACGGGCCAUUCCAACACUUCUUUCAAAGGGUUCCCGGCUUCCCUACACCCGGGAUUUCAUCCUUCGCAAAACGGGCCAGCUCCUUAGCGUCCGGGCGCAGCUGAACCUCUACUCCGAGCUCACAGACUCCCUGCCUGAUAUCUUCUGGGACAGCCGGCAUGAACUUGGUCUGGAAGGCUAUUAUGAACAAGUCGGACGGGCGCUCGAUGUGGGGAUUCGUAUCAAGCUGCUGAACGAGAAGAUGGACUACGCGCAGGAGAUAGCCAGUGUUUUGCGGGAGAGACUCAGUGAGACGCACGGUCUUCGACUGGAAUGGAUCAUCAUUUUGCUCAUCGCCGUUGAAGUGGGUUUCGAGGUUUUGCGGUUGUGGAAGGAACGUGUUCACGAGCAGGAUAAGGAGAGAAAGAGGGAAUUAGCUCAAUGAGCCUGUCUCUGAUGAGAGCUAGCAUUGGAAAAGAUUUCCACUCAUGUAUAUACUCAAAGCGACU
Messenger RNA from Aspergillus homomorphus CBS 101889, 1496 nucleotides. Its product is annotated as RMD1 family protein. The transcript has 2 exons. NCBI's taxonomy places the organism in Eukaryota, Fungi, Ascomycota, Eurotiomycetes, Eurotiales, Aspergillaceae. The coding region runs from base 125 to 1432 and encodes 435 amino acids. The record is from RefSeq and is a predicted model, not a curated record. Gene Ontology annotation, biological process: positive regulation of mitochondrial translation.